Messenger RNA from Bipolaris zeicola 26-R-13, 1620 nucleotides. RefSeq lists its product as uncharacterized. The record is from RefSeq and is a predicted model, not a curated record. Gene Ontology annotation, molecular function: ATP binding; tRNA binding; phenylalanine-tRNA ligase activity. Gene Ontology annotation, cellular component: cytoplasm; phenylalanine-tRNA ligase complex; cytosol. The coding region runs from base 1 to 1620 and encodes 539 amino acids. The transcript has 4 exons. NCBI's taxonomy places the organism in Eukaryota, Fungi, Ascomycota, Dothideomycetes, Pleosporales, Pleosporaceae. Gene Ontology annotation, biological process: phenylalanyl-tRNA aminoacylation.
AUGCCAGGAACACGGGGCCCAGUCCCAGUGCCGCUCGAAACAAAAGGCCAAAACCUCACCCAGGACAUCCUCGACCUUCUCGACACAAAGGAGCCCCUCCGCACAGAUGAAGACUUCCCCGCAAUCUCCCAGGCCGAAAUCAAGGCCGCACUCGACAGGCUAGCCAGCAGAUCCAUGGUCGAAUACAAGUCACUAGACUCGGAAAAGGUCGUCCUCACUCCCGAAUCCGAGGGCAUAGUCGCAGAGGGAAGCCACGAGUUCAAGGUUUGGAAGUUGGUCAAAGAGAGGGGCAGCGUCCCAAUCGCUGAACUACCGACCAUCUUUGGAAAAGAAGUCGCUAGCGUUGGACAGGGCAAUGGCUUCAAGAACAAGUGGAUCAAGAAAGACGGAGACAACCUAGUCCUCAUACAGACCGAAGAGCCCGCAGACACCACCCGCCAAUUACUGCAGGGUAUCAAAGACACACAGUCGCUCGACGACUCGAAGCUCCUUGCCCAGCUGAAGAAGAAGAAGCUCGUGACUGUUACCAAGGUCAUCACAUACACAAUCACAAAGGGUCCAAAGUAUGCAAAGGAAAUUCCCGUAGAGCACACCGACCUGACGGCCGAGCUGCUCACAAACGACGCAUGGAAGACUGCAAACUUCAAGCCAUACAACUUUGCUGCACUCGGAGCCAACCAAGAUGCCGGCGCAUUACAUCCUCUGAACAAGGUCAGACAGGAGUUCCGCAACAUUUUCUUCUCACAAGGCUUCGUCGAGAUGCCAACCGGACACUUCGUCGACACAGGCUUCUGGAACUUUGACGCCCUUUUCGUACCACAGCAACAUCCUGCGCGCGACAUGCAAGACACCUUCUUCGUCUCGUAUCCACCAAAAGCCGACAAGCCGCGAUUAGACCCUGCAAAUGAAGCAACCAUGGAACGCAUGGAGGCCGGAUCAAAACGCCUCUUCUCCACACCAGAGAGCGAGAAGCGAGAAAAGAAGCCACGAGACUUUGAGAAAUACUGGCAAGACGUCAAGCAGGUACACCAAGAAGGUGCUUUUGGCUCAAUAGGAUACCGAUACCCAUGGGAAGAAGAUGAAUCCCUCCGCCUUGUCCUUCGUACACAUACCACCGCAGUCUCGACUUGGGCUCUCCACCGUCUUGCAGAAGACCCCCGUCCUGCGCGCUACUUCUCCAUCGAUCGUGUCUUCCGUAACGAAACCGUCGAUGCUACCCACUUGGCCGAGUUCCACCAGAUUGAAGGUGUCAUUGCCGACUUUGGUCUCACUCUUGGUGGUCUCCAGCGUUUCCUCGAGGACUUCUUCAGCAACAUGGGCAUCACCAACCUGCGCUUCAAGCCCGCAUACAACCCUUACACAGAGCCUUCCAUGGAGGUCUUCGGCUACCACACUGGUCUAAAGAAGUGGCUCGAGAUUGGCAACUCGGGCAUGUUCAGGCCAGAGAUGUUGGAACCCAUGGGCCUACCCAAGGACAUGCGCGUGUACGGAUUUGGACUUUCGCUCGAGAGGCCGACCAUGAUGAAGUAUGGCGUCAGUAAUAUCAGAGAGUUGUUGGGUCACAAGGUUGAUUUGAGCUGGAUUCGGGAACAGCCGGCUGUGCGCUUUGACAAGGACUAG